This is a messenger RNA of Malassezia vespertilionis, 1098 nucleotides long. RefSeq lists its product as uncharacterized. The coding region runs from base 1 to 1098 and encodes 365 amino acids. Gene Ontology annotation, cellular component: membrane. Gene Ontology annotation, molecular function: transmembrane transporter activity. Gene Ontology annotation, biological process: transmembrane transport. NCBI's taxonomy places the organism in Eukaryota, Fungi, Basidiomycota, Malasseziomycetes, Malasseziales, Malasseziaceae. The record is from RefSeq and is a predicted model, not a curated record. The transcript has 4 exons.
AUGACGCGUGGGCGGCGCAUUGUGUCCCUAGCGGGCUCCAUUCUCAUCUCGCUUUCUGCGGGGAGUACGUACGUGUUUAGCUCGUAUGCGCCGCAGCUUCAGUCGCAGCUUAAUCUAUCCAGCACGCAGUUGAAUGUGCUGGGUCUUGCGGGGAACCUGGGCAUAGGCGCAUGGGUUAAUUGCCCUAUUUGGGUACUCGCAUUGUUCAUGCUCAUGACCGGUGUAGGCAACUCUGCCGGGAAUAAUUCUGCGAUUAAUGUGCAGGCAAAGAGCUGGGGUGGGAGCCGCCGUGGAUCAGCAAUGGCCCUGGUACUAUCCAUGUUUGGACUGAGUGCAUUGGUGUACUCGACCCUGUCGCAAGCCGUCUUUAAGGAGAACACUGCUGCAUACUUGCUCGCACUAUCCCUCGGCAGCUUUUUCAGUUUUCUCCUUGGUGCAUUCAUGGUGAAAAUUAUACCACCGGGCGAAGAUGAAGACGUGGAGACGCCAAGCAGUGACCAUCUAGUAAACCACCAGUCGCAAGAGUCCGAGCCACUGCUCGGACCUAGCCAUCGUCCGUGCGUCCGUUCGCGCUCUUCGUCGGAAGUGAGUGCGCGUGUAUAUGCGUGGCUUGAUGAGGUUGAUGAGUUAGGCGGAUCUCUUUACGACCCAGACGCGAACGAUCUCUCCGACAGGCAGAGUGCGCACAAAGGCGACAUCACAGGGUGGGACCUAUUCCGUGACACCGACUUUUUACUCCUGUUCACUGUGCUUGCGAUCGUCAGCGGUGCGGGACUGUUAAUGAUUAAUAACGUAGGAUCCAUGACCCAAGCACUGUGGGAAUAUAACAAGCAGCGUCCCGGCACCGGUGACACGAACACGUCCAAUUCAAAGUACGGAAAACACGAGCUCCUCCGAGUCCAGGCGCUGCAAGUAUCGCUCAUCAGUGCUGGCAAUGCGAUUGGUCGGAUUUUGAUUGGUGUUAUCUCGGACUAUUUCGUGCGUGUCACCAAGGAACCGUCCAUACGGACCUACUUUUUGAUUCCCGUCACCUUUCUCGCUUUUGCUUCGCAGCUUUUUGCAGCAUGGCCCGCCAAAACUGGGGACUGGCAAGUCUAG